Molecule: messenger RNA, 1257 nt
Organism: Trematomus bernacchii (emerald rockcod)
Lineage: Eukaryota; Metazoa; Chordata; Actinopteri; Perciformes; Nototheniidae
Exons: 3
Coding region: 1-1257 (418 amino acids)
Source: RefSeq, a predicted model, not a curated record
AUGAAAGUACUCCAAAAACUCCUAAAGGACAAACAUAUCCUGGAAGCACAGGAGCAGGAAUUGAGGAAGAAAAAGGAGGAAUUGAGGAAAAAGGAGCAAAUGGAAUUGGAAGGAAACAUUGCUGCCACCAUUGCAAAAAUGAAAGUGUUAGCAGCCCCCAGGGGAUCAGCUAAUUGUUCUAUAUCAUCCAAUGGCAUGCAGUCAUAUUUUGAAACGGGACAAAGGGAAAUACAGUUUGUACCAUUAAAACAACCAAUCAUAACCACCACAGACAGAGCUGUCACUAACAUUGAUACAGCUCCCCUAACACCCAAUGCAGGCAUCAGGAAUCUAGAUGAAAAUCUACAUGUAACAUCUCCAGAUCCAGUAACUGCCACAAGCAACAGUGACAAGUGCAAUAUAUUUUCAGUCAUGGAAAAACAAAAUGAAAUAACAGCUUUAUUAAUCCAGCAACAGUGUCUAUCAUCCAUGCCCAAGAAAGACAUUCCAGUGUUUAAUGGUGACCCACUUCAGUACCAAACAUUUGUGAGAUCUUUCGAAUUCAAUAUUGAAAGCAAAAACAAUAACCCCAGAGACUGCCUCUACUACCUGGAGCAAUAUACAACAGGACUGCCCAGAGACCUUGUACGGAGUUGCCAACAUAUGGCCUCAGACAGUGGAUUCAGCAAGGCCAAAUGGUUACUACAACAGAACUUUGGCAAUGAACAUAAAAUUGCUACAGCAUACAUGGAAAGGGCUCUUUCAUGGCCAUUAAUAAGGGCUGAGGACACAAGGGCUCUACAGGCAUACACGGUCUACCUUAGAGGAUGUUGCAAUGCGAUGGAAGAUGUAAACUACAUGUUUGAGCUCAACAUUCCAGCAAACAUGCUAGCCAUUUUAAAGAAACUUCCAUAUAGGCUGAGGGAUUUAUGGAGAACUGUAGCAUGUGACAUCCAGGAAAAACACCACCAAAGAGCUGCCUUCAAGGAUAUUGUGGAAUUCCUUGAAAGGCAAGUAAAAAUUGCUACAGAUCCCAUAUUUGGGGACAUUAAAGACCCCCCUCCCGUAAGCAAAGACAUAAGAAGGCCACAGCCUCAUCCAAGAGGAAGCAUCUUUGCAACCAAUGUGAAAGUUACAGAAAAUAAAUAUGACAGAAGCACUGUAGAGAAAGGGAUUUUGUCUGCUGUGAAAAACUGCUUGUAUUGUAGAUGUGAACAUGCUCUGGAGAUGUGUCCACAACAUCGAAGCCAUGUUUCACCAAGUGAAAGUUCCAAGUGA